Doryrhamphus excisus (bluestripe pipefish) is the source of this 22145-nucleotide messenger RNA. The record is from RefSeq and is a predicted model, not a curated record. Lineage: Eukaryota; Metazoa; Chordata; Actinopteri; Syngnathiformes; Syngnathidae.
CGAUCAGUGAUCCCUGAUCGGUCCACGGCUUCCGUGUCCCGCCAUAAGAGCCUGCUUUAUUUUUACCUGUGCAGCGAAGAAGACGAGAAGGACAAUAUGACAGGUUUUGAUGCCAGUUUAAAUCCAAGACAUGAUUGGACACUAAUCGUGGAAUGUUGAUCGCCGUCGUAGGAAGAUGUUGUGUGAUGAGGAAGGGCGACGGGCAACACGGCGUACAGCCUCUUGUCUCGUCCAGCCUCUACGUCUUUAUAUGUCAGGAUAUGAAGGAGUGGCCAGUUUAACGUUGCUGGUUUACAUGCUGUAAAGCUUUCGGCGAUUGUCGCUGACCUGCAGAAAUGCUGCAAAGACGAUGCAGGUGAGCGUCUGUGGCAGGAGUUGCUGACUAAGCAACACAACAAGCAGUGUCAACUUGCUACUUUGAUCGUUCCUAUGGCCACCUGGAAGGACAGACGAAGAGAUCGAAUCCCACUGGAGAAGGGCGAUGGAAAGGCAAGCAGUGUCCCUAGUCCAGGUGACACACUGCCCUGGAAUCUGUCCAAACACCAACGGGCCAAACGCUCCAAGUCAACCUCGGGGGAAGUCCUGGACCCGGCAGAGAGGGCUAUAAUCCGCAUUGCAGAUGAACGGGAUCGAGUACAGAAAAAGACCUUCACAAAAUGGGUGAACAAGCACUUGAUUAAGGCCCAGCGUCAUGUAUCUGACCUGUAUGAGGACCUUCGAGAUGGACAUAACCUGAUCUCAUUGCUGGAGGUCCUCUCUGGAGAAACACUGCCCAGAGAGAAAGGCCGUAUGAGAUUCCACAAACUGCAGAAUGUACAAAUAGCACUGGACUUCCUCAAGCACCGGCAGGUCAAAUUGGUUAACAUCCGAAACGAUGACAUUGCAGAUGGGAACCCCAAGCUGACCCUGGGGUUAAUAUGGACCAUCAUCCUCCACUUCCAGAUCUCCGACAUUCAGGUCAAUGGCCAAUCCGAGGACAUGACAGCCAAGGAGAAGCUUCUGCUCUGGUCUCAGAGGAUGACUGAUGGCUACCAAGGCCUCCGCUGUGACAACUUCACCACCAGCUGGAGAGACGGGAAACUCUUCAACGCUGUCAUACAUAAGCACUAUCCCAGGCUCAUUGACAUGGGAAAAGUGUACCAACAAAGCAAUCUCCAGAACCUCGAACAGGCCUUCUACGUGGCAGAGAAAGACCUGGGUGUAACACGUCUUCUCGACCCAGAAGAUGUUGAUGUUCAACACCCAGAUGAGAAAUCCAUCAUCACUUAUGUGUCGUCGCUGUACGAUGUCAUGCCUCGGGCUGCUGCGCAAGACAGCAUGCGAGUUAAUGAAUUGGAGCUGCGCUGGCAGGAGUACUAUGAGUUGGUGACUCUUCUGCUCCAGUGGUCCCGCCACCAUGUCAUGGUCUUCGAGGAGAGGAAGUUCCCAGCCAGCUAUGAGGAGACAGAGCUUCUUUGGCGGCAGUUCUUGAAGUUCAAAGAGACAGAGCUCCCGGUGAAAGAAUCUGAUAAGAACCGCUCGGCACACAUCUACCAGUCCUUUGAGAGUGCAGUUCAUGCUGGCCAGGUGAAGGUCCCACCAGGCUACCAUCCUAUUGAUGUGGAGAAAGAAUGGGGUCGACUCCAUGUGGCUAUGCUAGAGAGAGAGCGACUGCUGAGGACUGAGUUGGAGAGGCAAGAGAGACUACAUAGGAUCUUCAGCAAAGUUCAGAUGGAGUCGGGGAGGUAUGAUGAGAACCUCAACCACCUAGAAACCCUGCUGCAGACGGACAUGCGUCUACUGAAUGCCGGCAAACCAGCCCAGCACACAGCAGAAGUCGAGCGUGAGCUGGACAGAGCUGACAAUGUAGUUCGUUUGCUCUUCAACGAUGUACAAACCCUCAAGGACGGGCGCCACCCACAGGCUGAACAGAUGUAUCGCAGGGUUUAUUGCCUUCACGAGCGCCUGGUCAACUUGCGCAGUGAUUAUAACCUGCGUCUGAAGACUGCCCAGGUCGCCAUGACCCAAACGACCCUGAAGACUACCAUGAAGGCACGGCCUGAGUUGGAUGACGUGACCUUGCGCUAUGUCCAAGAUCUUCUGGCCUGGGUGGAGGAGAACCAGCAGCGUAUCGAUGAGGGCGAAUGGGGGUCCGAUCUACCUUCUGUCGAGUCACAGUUAGGCAGCCACCGAGGCCUACAUCAGACCGUGGAGGACUUCAGGUCAAAGAUUGAACGUGCAAAGGCUGAUGAGAGUCAGUUAUCCCCUGCAAGUAAAGGCACUUACAGAGAGUACCUGGGUAAACUGGACCUUCAGUAUGGCAAACUACUGAAUUCCUCAAAGUCCCGUUUAAGAAACUUGGAUUCACUGCAUGCAUUUGUCAGCGCCGCCACCAAGGAGCUCAUGUGGUUGAAUGACAAAGAGGAGGAGGAAGUCAACUUUGACUGGAGUGAUAGGAACAGCAACAUGACCGCCAAGAAAGACAACUAUUCGGCUCUCAUGCGAGAGUUGGAGCAAAGGGAGAAAAAGGUCAAUGAUAUUCAGACUACAGGAGACAAACUUGUCAAGAAUGGCCAUCCCGGAAAGAGGACAGUGGAGGCCUUCACAGCUGCCCUGCAGACACAAUGGAGCUGGAUCCUGCAGCUGUGCUGCUGUAUUGAGGCCCAUCUUAAAGAGAACACAGCUUACUAUCAGUUCUUUGCUGAUGUAAAAGAAGCUCAAGACAAGAUGAAGAAACUGAAAGAGACCAUGAAUAAGAAAUUCAGUUGCGAUCGCUCCACCACAGCAACACGCCUGGAGGAUCUGCUGCAGGAUGCUGUGGAGGAGAGAGAACAGCUGAAUGAAUUCAAAACUCACGUGAACGGCCUGACCAAGAGAGCUCGCUCCAUCAUCCAGCUGAAACCACGCAACCCUACCACGUCCAUUAAAGGCAAACUCCCCAUUCAAGCUGUCUGUGACUUCAAACAGCAAGAGAUUACCGUUCAUAAAGGAGAUGAGUGUGCACUCCUCAACAAUUCCCAGCCUUACAAAUGGAAGGUGUUGAGUCGGUCUGGACACGAGGCAGUUGUGCCCUCUGUUUGCUUCUUAGUACCUCCCGUCAACAAGGACGCCAUGGACAGUGUGUCCAGUCUGGAUACAGAUCAGCAGAAGAUGGUGUCCAUGUGGCAGAUGUUGUAUAUCAACAUGAAGAGUCUGCUCUCUUGGCAAUACCUGAUGAGGGACUUCGCACAGAUUCGCUCCUGGAAUAUUACCACGUUGAAAUCGAUGAAACCAGAUGAAUAUAGACAAAUGAUGAGGAAUCUAGAACUCCACUACCAGGACUACAUGCGUGACAGCAAGGACUCUGAGCUCUUUGGACCUGAUGACCACACACAAGUUCAGGAAGACUACACCAAGUCCACCCAGCAUUUUGACAGCCUGCUCCGCUCCAUGGAGAAAGGUCAACAAAAUGAGACUCUGUGUAAGAACUACAUCACUGAUCUCAAGGACUUGCGACUGCGAAUCGAGGACUGUGAGGCCCAGACUGUGGCUCGCAUACGCAAGCCAGUAGAAAAGGAACCACUGAAAGAAUGUGUUCAGAAGACGGUAAACCAGAAGAAAGUGCAGGUGGAGCUUGAUGGCCUCAAGAAGGACCUUGAUAAGGUGUCUGUGAGGGCACAAGACAUUUUGAAAUCCCCACAGGAGUCUCCUUCUACACCUGUGCUGCGUUCUGAGCUUGACCUUACUGUGCAGAAAAUGGAUCACACGCACAUGCUCUCCUCCAUUUACCUAGAAAAGCUGAAGACCGUGGAAAUGGUCAUCCGUAAUACUCAGGGUGCAGAAGGUGUCCUUAAGCAGUAUGAGGAUUGCCUUCGUGAAGUCCACACUGUGCCCAGUGACAUCCAGGCAGUCGAGACAUACCGUGCAAAACUUAAGAAAAUGAGAGCCGAGGCAGAGGCUGAACAGCCCGUGUUUGAUUCCCUUGAAGAAGAACUCAAGAAAGCCUCAUCAGUCAGUGACAAGAUGAGCCGCGUCCACAGUGAGCGGGAUGCUGAGCUGGACCACUACCACCAGCUCCAGUCCAGUGUUCAGGACCGGUGGAAGGCAGUGUUCACGCAGAUCGACCUCCGCCAGAGAGAGCUGGAACAGCUCGGUCGCCAGUUGGGCUACUACCGGGAGAGUUAUGAUUGGCUCAUCACUUGGAUAGCGGAUGCCAAGCAAAGACAAGAAAGGAUUCAGACUGUGCCCAUCACGGACAGCAAAACACUUAAGGAGCAACUGGCGCUGGAGAAGAAAUUACUGGAGGAGAUUGAGAAGAACAAAGGCAAAGUUGAUGAGUGUCAGAAAUAUGCCAAAGCAUACAUCGAUACCAUCAAGGACUACGAACUCCAGUUGGUUGCCUAUAAAGCACAAGUGGAGCCCCUUGCUUCUCCUUUGAAAAAAAGCAAACUGGAUUCUGCUUCUGAUAACAUUAUUCAGGAGUAUGUAACAUUGAGGACCCGCUACAGUGAGCUGAUGACUCUGACUAGUCAAUACAUCAAGUUCAUCACCGAUGCACAGCAACGCCUGGAGAACGAGGAGAAAGCUGCAGAGAAACUCAAAGCAGAAGAACAGAAAAAAAUGGCUGAGAUGCAGGCUGAGUUAGACAAACAGAAGCAGAUAGCUGAAGCUCAUGCAAAGGCCAUUGCCAAGGCAGAAAAAGAGGCACACGAGUUGAAGCUUAAAAUGCAGGAAGAAGUUAGCAGGAGAGAAAUUGCUGCUGUAGAUGCAGAAAAGCAAAAGCACAAUAUCCAGCUGGAACUCCAUGAGCUCAAAAACCUUUCAGAGCAGCAGAUCAAAGACAAAAGUCAACAAGUGGAUGAUGCUCUACAAAGCCGAACAAAGAUUGAAGAGGAAAUCCGCCUCAUUCGGAUUCAACUUGAGACAACAGUCAAACAAAAAUCUACCGCGGAAUCUGAGCUACAGCAACUUCGCGACAGAGCAGCUGAAGCUGAGAAACUUAGGAAGGCAGCCCAAGACGAGGCUGAAAAGCUACGCAAACAAGUCCAUGAAGAGAGCCAGAAGAAGCGCAUGGCUGAGGAGGAACUCAAAUUCAAAUACGAAGCAGAGAAGGAAGCUGCACGUCAAAAGCAAAAAGCACUGGAUGACCUUGAAAUGUUUAAGAUGCAGGCGGAGGAGGCGGAAAGACAAGUGAAGCAAGCUGAGAUUGAAAAAGAAAGACAAAUCAAGGUUGCUCAUGAGGCAGCGCAGAAGAGUGCUGCCGCUGAGCUCCACAGCAAGCACACUUCCUUCGUGGAAAAGACCUCAAAGCUGGAAGAAUCCCUGAAACACGAGCAUGGCACUGUCCUUCAAUUGCAACAAGAAGCUGCACGUCUGAAGAAACAACACGAAGACGCAGAACUGGCCAGGGAAGAUGCAGAAAAGGAACUUGAGAAAUGGAGGCAAAAAGCCAACGAGGCGUUGCGUCUAAGGCUCCAGGCUGAGGAAGAAGCUCACAAAAAGAACCUUGCACAAGAAGAAGCCGAAAAACAAAAGGAGGAGGCAGAGCGGGAGGCUAGAAAGAGAUCCAAAGCUGAAGAGUCAGCCUUGAAACAGCGAGACAUGGCAGAAAAAGAACUUGAGAGGCAGAGGAAGAUGGCAGAGAGCACUGCUGAGCAGAAGCUCGCCGCAGAACAGGAACUGAUUCGCCUCAGGGCAGAUUUUGACAAUGCAGAACAGCAGCGGUCCCUGCUGGAAGAUGAACUUUACCGUCUGAAGAACGAAGUUGUCGCAGCUCAACAACAAAGAAAACAGCUCGAGGAUGAACUAACCAAGGUGAGAAGUGAAAUGGAUCUACUGAUUCAGCUGAAGUCCAAGGCUGAAAAGGAGACCAUGUCCAACACCGAGAAGAGCAAACAGCUUCUUGAGGCGGAGGCGGCCAAGAUGAGGGACCUCGCCGAGGAGGCAGGCAAGCUAAGAGGCAUUGCGGAGGAGGCGAAGCAUCAACGGCAAAUUGCUGAGGAAGAAGCAGCUCGUCAGAGAGCAGAAGCAGAGAGGAUCCUUAAAGAAAAGCUUGCCGCUAUCAGCGAAGCCACCCGUUUAAAAACUGAAGCUGAAAUCGCUCUGAAAGAGAAAGAAGCAGAAAACGAGAGACUGCGGAGACAAGCUGAUGAUGAAGCGUACCAGAGGAAGGCGUUGGAAGACCAAGCCAAUCAACACAAGCUAGCUAUCGAGGAGAAGAUCCUCCUACUAAAAAAAUCAUCAGAGGACGAAAUGGAAAGACAAAAAGCGAUAGUGGAUGACACACUCAAACAGAGGCGAGUUGUUGAAGAAGAGAUCAGAAUCCUCAAGCUCAACUUUGAGAAAGCUUCCUCUGGAAAACUAGAUCUGGAACUCGAACUGAACAAGCUUAAAAAUAUUGCGGAGGAAACUCAACAAAGCAGACUCAAAGCAGAGGAGGAAGCUGAAAAGCUGAGGAAGCUCGCCCUCGAGGAGGAGAAAAAGAGGAGGGAAGCUGAGGAGAAAGUCAAGAAGAUCACCGCUGCAGAGGAAGAUGCAGCUCGACAACGCAAGGCCGCUCAGGACGAACUCGAGCGUUUGAAAAAGAAGGCAGACGAAGCCAGGAAGCAAAAAGAAGAAGCCGAUAAAGAAGCGGAAAAACAGGUCGUAGCAGCCCAACAAGCGGCCCUGAAGUGCAGUGCAGCUGAACAGCAAGCCCAGAGUGUUCUCGCUCAACAGAAAGAGGACAGCAUCAUGCAAAAAAAGCUGAAGGAAGAAUAUGAGAAAGCCAAGAUGCUUGCUAAACAGGCUGAGGCCGCAAAGGAGAAGGCGGAACGGGAAGCGGCACUCCUCCGACAGCAAGCAGAGGAAGCGGAGCGCCAGAAAAUGGCAGCUGAGUUAGAAGCCACCAACCAAGCCAAAGCCCAAGAAGAUGCGGAGAGGCUUCGGAAGGAGGCUGAAUUUGAAGCCGCUAAACUUGCCCAAGCUGAAGCAGCAGCACUGAAACAGAAGCAACAAGCCGAUGCUGAAAUGGCAAAACACAAAAAACUGGCAGAGCAAACACUGAAACAGAAGUUCCAAGUAGAACAGGAGCUCACGAAGGUUAAACUUAAGCUUAGUGAGACUGAUAAUCAAAAAUCUCUGCUUGAUGAGGAGCUCCAGCGUUUGAAGGAUGAGGUUGAAGAUGCGGUCAAACAAAGGGCGCAGGUAGAAGAUGAACUGUUCAAAGUCAAAGUUCAAAUGGAGGAGCUGCUCAAGCUCAAAAUGAGAAUCGAGGAGGAAAAUCAGCGCCUCAUUAAAAGAGACAAAGACAACACUCAAAAAUUCCUUGCAGAGGAAGCUGAAAAUAUGAAAAAGCUUGCUGAAGAUGCCGCCAGAUUAAGUGUCGAAGCCCAAGAGGCCGCUCGCUUGAGACAGAUUGCCGAAGAUGACUUGAGUCAGCAACGCGCUCUUGCAGACAAAAUGCUCAAAGAGAAAAUGCUGGCCAUACAGGAAGCGUCCAAAUUUCGAGCUGAGGCGGAAAUGCUUCAAAGGCAGAAGGACCUGGCCGAAGAGCAAACACAGAAGCUGCUCGAGGACAAACAACUCAUGCAACAGCGUCUGGAUGAGGAAACCGAGGAAUACCAGAAGUCACUUGAAGCAGAAAGAAAACGGCAACUGGAGAUCGUAGCAGAGGCCGAAAAACUUAAACUCCAAGUUUCUCAGCUCAGUGAAGCCCAGGCCAAAGCUGAAGAAGAAGCUAAGAAAUUCAAAAAACAAGCUGAUGCAAUCGCGUCCCGUCUUCAUGAGACUGAAAUUGCCACCAAAGAAAAAAUGACUACUGUUGAAAAACUGGAAUUCGAAAGACUGAACACCAGCAAAGAGGCAGAUGACUUGCGCAAAUCUAUCGCAGAGCUCGAGAACGAGAAGGCUAGACUGAAAAAAGAGGCUGAAGAACUUCAAAAUAUGUCUAAAGAGAUGGCUGAUGCCCAGCAGAAACAAAUUGAGCAUGAGAAGAUAUUGCUCCAGCAAACAUUCCUUACAGAAAAAGAAAUGCUGUUGAAGAAGGAGAAGCUCAUUGAAGAUGAGAAAAAGAGAUUGGAGAGCCAGUUUGAAGAGGAAGUCAAAAAGGCCCAAGCUUUCAAAGAUGAACAGGACCGCCAGAGACUGCAGAUGGAGGAGGAGAAGAAGAAACUGCAGGCCACCAUGGAUGCAGCGCUUAAUAAACAGAAAGAGGCUGAAAAGGAGAUGCUUAACAAGCAAAAGGAAAUGCAGGAACUGGAAAAGAAAAGAUUGGAGCAAGAAAAAAUGCUGGAAGAAGAGAACCAGAAACUGCGCGAGAAACUGCAGCAGAUGGAGACGGCAAACGUGCCAGUCACUGCAGUGGUCAAUGUUCUUAAUGGACAAAGUCCCACUGACGCAGUAGACAGUAACGUAAAGAAAGCAGAUCCUUUAUCUUUUGAUGGUAUUCGUGAAAAGGUCCCGGCAAUCAGACUUCAAGACUUAGGUCUUUUAUCAAAGAAAGAUUUCGAUAGGCUUCAAAACGGUAAAACUACAGUUCAAGAGCUUGGUGACACAGAACAUCUCACAACCAUUCUCAAAGGAAAUAACAGCAUUGCUGGUAUUUUGACACCUUCUAAUAAAAUAACAUCCAUCUACCAAGCAUCCAAAGAAAAGAAGAUUACUCCAGGCACAGCCAUGAUUCUUCUUGAAGCUCAGGCAGCAACUGGUUACAUGCUAGAUCCCAUUAAGAAUCAGAAAUAUUCUGUUAAUGAAGCUGUCAAGGAAGGCUUGAUUGGCCCAGAGCUGCAUAAUAAAAUGCUUUUAGCUGAGAGGGCAGUUAUUGGUUACAAGGACCCAUAUACUGGUGGCAAGAUAUCGGUCUUUGAAGCUAUGAAGAAGGGUCUGAUAGAACAUGAUCACGCCAUCAGAGUCCUUGAGGCUCAACUUGCAACAGGGGGCAUUAUUGACCCCGUCAAUAGUCACCGUGUACCCAAUGAAGUGGCCUAUAAACAGGGACUAUAUGAUGUGGAAAUGAACAAAUGUAUGGAAAAGCCCUCAGAUGAUGAAAAGGGUUACUUUGAUCCCAGCACCCAGGAACCAUUGACAUAUUCUGAAUUAAUGAUGCGAUGUUCCACCUACCCUGACACCGGCAUGCUGCUUUUGCCAAUCACAGAUAAAGCGGCUCAAUGCUCCAGUAUAUACACCGAGGAAGAGACCAAGGAUGUGUUCAGCAAAACAACAGUAUCUGUUCCGUUUGGAAGAUUCAAGGGAAAGACUGUGACCAUUUGGGAAAUAAUCAAUUCUGAGUACUUCACCGAAGACCAAAAGAAAGACCUUCUCCGUCAGUACAAAACCGGCAAGAUCACAAUCGAAAAAAUAAUCAAGAUUGUAAUUACCGUGGCAGAAGAGAAAGAGAAAAAGAAUGAGAUUAACUUUAGUGGUCUUCGAGCACCCGUUCCUGCCUCUGAGCUCCUUGAAUCCAAAAUUAUUGAUAAAGACCUGUACAACAAACUGCAAAAGGGUAAUAAAACGAUCAAAGAGGUCUCUGAAAUGCCACCCGUCCACAAAGCCCUGAAGGGCACAAACUGCAUUGCAGGUGUAGUGACCGAGUCAUCAAAAGAGACAAUGUCUUUCUAUAAGGCCAUGAAGAAGGACAUCAUGAGAGCUGGUCCUGCAUUGAAUAUGCUUGAAGCUCAAGCAGGAACAGGCUAUGUGGUUGACCCUUUAGAAAAUCAGAAGUACACCGUUGAUGAAGCCGUCAAAGCCGGUUUAGUUGGCCCUGAACUGCAUGAAAAGCUCUUAAGUGCAGAGAGAGCAGUGACAGGUUACAAAGACCCUUACACUGGAAAGACUGUGUCUCUGUUUCAAGCAAUGAAAAAAGAUCUCAUUCCGAAAGAGCAAGGAAUUAGGCUGCUUGACGCACAAAUGACAACUGGCGGCAUCAUUGAUCCGGUCAAGAGCCAUCGCAUUCCCCAUGAUGUUGCCUGCAAAAGAAAAUAUUUUGACGAUGAAAUGAAGGAGGUUCUAAACCAUCCAACUGACGAAAUUAAGUGUUUCUUUGACCCUAACACAAAGGAAAAAGUCACAUAUGCGGAGCUCUUCCAGAGAUGUGUAACUGAUGAGAAAACCGGUCUAAAGCUGAUGUUGCUCACAGAUGAAGCAAUCAAUGCAAAAGAAGAACCAACGCUUACCGAAGCCCAGACAAAAGAAGCUAUGAAUCAGGCAACUGUUGAACUUGAAUCCGGACCAUUCAAGGGCAGGAAAAUGACCAUUUGGGAUCUUAUCAAUUCUGGAUAUCUAACUGAGGAACAGAGACUUGACCUCCUUAGACAAUUUAGAUCCGGGAAGAUAACCAUUGAAAAGCUCAUUAAGAUUGUCAUCACAAUUGUAGAUGAACAGGAGGCUAAGAAACAAGAGAAACUAAGCUUCCAGGGUCUGAGAUCACCUGUUCCUGCUGGUUGUCUGUAUGAGUCCAAAAUAAUUGACAAGCCAACAUUCGUUCUUCUGCAGCAAGAGAAAACAACACCUAAACAAGUCAGUGAGAAUCCCAAAGUCAGCAAAUACCUCCAGGGAUCAGAUGCCAUUUCCGGCAUCUUUUUGGAGCCCACUAAAGAGAAAACAAGCAUAUAUCAGGCCAUGAAGAAAAAUGUCAUCAGACACAACACUGGUCUGUCUCUUCUUGAAGCUCAGGCAGCGACAGGGUUCAUUGUAGAUCCGGUUAAAAAACAGUUUUUGACAGUAGAUGAAGCCGUAAAAUCAGGGCUCGUUGGCCCUGAGCUGCAUGAAAAAUUACUCUCUGCAGAAAAAGCUGUUACAGGCUAUAAAGAUCCAUUUACAGGCAACAAAAUCUCCCUCUUUGAAGCUAUGCAAAAAGAUCUAAUUCUGAAAGAGCAAGCCAUGCCAUUCUUAGAGGCACAAAUGGUCACCGGAGGAAUAAUUGACCCUGUAAACAGCCAUCGUGUCCCAAUGGAUGUUGCAUUUGAGAAGAACAUUUUCAGUGAGGACGUGGCCAACACUCUAUCUCAGCCUUCUGAUGACAACAAGGUUUUUACAGACCCAGAGACCGAUGACAAUGUUACAUAUAGACAGCUUCAAGACAAGUGUAAACGGGAUCCAGAGACAGGCCUGUGCAUCCUCCCACUCUCAAAGCCUCAGUCUCCCACAGUUGUAGAGAAGACAUACCUCUACACUGAGGAGCAAACGCAAAGUGACCUGACCAAAACACAAAUUGACCUUCCCAUUGAGGGCCUUGCUGAUAAAUCUAUGAACCUCUGGGAUGUCAUGAACUCAAAUUUGAUUCCAGAACAGCAGAGGCAGAAGAUUAUGGAUGAAUAUCGUGCUGGCAACAUGACCAAAGAGCGAAUGAUAAUAAUUAUUAUUGAGAUCAUGGAGCAGAGAGAGAUCAUCCGAAAUGAGCAUCCUCUGUCAUGUAAGACAUUGCGAAGACAAGUUACUAUUGAGGAGCUGUACAAUGCCCGCAUUAUUGACUUGGAGACAUACAACCUACUUAAACAAGGGAAAAGAGAUAUUCGCGACAUACUGGAGUUGACAAGUGUGAAACAGUAUUUAUAUGGAACGGGCUGUGUUGCUGGAGUCACAACUGACUCAAGCUCCAAGAUUAGCAUAUACCAAGCAAUGAAGAGAGGAUUCCUUCAACCUGAGAUUGCUCUCAACCUCUUGGAAGCGCAAGCAGCAACAGGGUACAUUGUUGAUCCUGUCAAAAAUGAGAGACUCACUGUUAAUGAAGCAGUUCGUAAGGGUGUGGUUGGCCCUGAGAUUCAUGAUAAACUGCUUUCAGCCGAGAGAGCAGUUACAGGUUACAAGGAUCCAUACAGUGGAAAAGCCAUAUCUCUUUUCCAAGCAAUGAAAAAAGAUCUCGUUCCAGAGGAUUAUGCUAUGGCAAUGUUGGAGGCGCAGUCUGCCACUGGAGGCAUCAUUGAUCCUGAAUUCCAGUUCCAUCUACCAGCAGACAUUGCGAUGCAACGAGGUUAUAUCAACAAGGAGACCAAUCAGAGACUAACAGAUGAGGUUAAAGGGUUCAUUGACCCUGUCACCGAUGAACAACUGUCAUAUGCUCAGCUUCUGAAGAGAUGCAAGCUAGAAGGCGGAUUACGUCUUCUCUGUCUUGGAGACAAAAGGCUCCUGUUCAAGGGUCUGAGAAAACAAAUCACAAUGGAGGAGUUGCUCCUUUCGCAAAUCAUUGACCAGAAAACUGCUACUGAACUGAACGAGGGUCUUAUUUCAGUAGAAGAGGUCAGUAGUCGGUUAUCAAAGUAUCUCGAGGGCACUAGUUGUAUUGCUGGCGUAUACAUAGAAAACACGAAGGAACGUCUGUCAAUCUACCAAGCCAUGAAGAAGAACAUGAUCAGACCAGGCACUGCCUUUGAACUUCUCGAGGCUCAGGCAGCCACAGGGUAUGUAAUUGACCCAAUCAAAAACCUCAAACUGACUGUCAAUGAAGCAGUGAAAAUGGGAAUCGUAGGGCCGGAAUUUAAAGACAAGCUUCUCUCGGCUGAGCGUGCAGUGACAGGUUAUAGGGAUCCAUAUUCAGGCAAGACAAUAUCCCUUUUCCAGGCCAUGAAAAAGGGACUAAUCCUGAAAGAUCAUGGGAUCCGUCUCCUCGAGGCUCAGAUUGCCACCGGUGGAAUUAUUGACCCAGAGGAAAGUCACCGUUUGCCAGUUGAGAUGGCCUAUGAACGUGGCUUCUUUGAUGAGGAAAUGAAUGAAAUACUGACAGAUCCAUCUGAUGACACCAAAGGCUUCUUUGAUCCCAACACUGAAGAAAACUUAACCUACCUGCAGCUCAUGGAGAGGUGCAUUACUGAUCCUGACACUGGACUGGUUCUCCUUCUACUUAAAGAAAAGAAACGGGAGAGAAAGACCUCGUCCACAUCCUCAAUUCGAAAACGCAGAAUUGUCAUCGUAGACCCAGAGACAGGCAAAGAAAUGACCGUGUAUGAGGCGUACAGGAAGGGACUCAUUGAUCACCAGACCUACUUGGAGCUUGCUCAACAAGAAUGCGAAUGGGAAGAAAUUACAAUGACAUCUUCUGAUGGAACAGUCAAAUCUUUUAUUAUCGACAGGAAGUCGGGGAGACAGUAUGAUGUUGACGAUGCUCUUGCGCGUGGCCUCAUUGACCAGAAUUGUCUCGAAUCAUAUCGAGCUGGAAACCUGUCCAUCACAGAGUUUGCAGACAUGCUUUCUGGAAAUAUGGGAGGGUUCCGGUCUCGAUCAUCUUCCUUCGGUUCCACCACUUGUUCCGAAGUGUCUUCUUCAAUGAGCCCAAUUCCUUCCAUCAAACCACCUGCAGUCAUAUGGAAUGACCCGGCAGAGGAGACUGGGCCUAUUGCCGGAAUACUGGAUGUAGACACAUUGGAGAAGGUAUCGAUCACCGAGGCCAUGCGCAGAAACUUGGUAGACAAUAUCAGUGGCCAAAGAUUGUUGGAGGCACAGGCCUGUACUGGCGGAAUAAUUGACCCUUCAAGUGGGGAGAGAUUCUCAGUCAGUGAUGCUGCAGAAAAAGGUCUUGUGGACAAAAUAAUGGUUGACCGACUUAAUCUGGCUCAAAAAGCAUUUAAUGGAUUUGAAGACCCCAGAAGUAAAGUCAGGAUGUCUGCCUCCCAAGCUUUAAAAAAGGGCUGGUUGUAUUAUGAGGCUGGGCAGCGUUUCCUUGAGGUACAAUAUCUGACUGGCGGACUUAUUGAGCCUGAUGUGGAGGGAAGAGUCUCACUGGAUGAUUCAAUUAAGAAAGGCGCUAUUGAUGCCCGCACAGCACAGAAACUAAGAGAUGUCAGUACCUAUUCAAGAUAUCUAACAUGUCCAAAAACAAAACUCAAAAUAUCAUUUAAAGAUGCUAUGGACAGAAGCAUGAUUGAAGAAGGAUCAGGUCUCAGGCUUCUGGAAGCUUCCUCACAGUCCAGCAAAGGCCUCUACAGUCCCUACAAUGUCAGUGGCUCUGGAUCUGCUUACGGUUCACGGUCAGGUUCGAGGACAGGAUCCCGAUCAGGAUCUAGGAGAGGCAGUUUUGACGCAGGCUCCGGUUUCAGUGUCAACUACUCAUCCUCUUCUUUCACGUCAUCCUCAACUGGCUACAGCCAUGUGCAAUCACCGAGUCCAAUAGGGAGGACUACAAGCAAGAACAACCAGGCAUUUAUCUCCGUUAGUUCUUCCCAAGACUCCCUUGACUGCUCAAGUUGGACCCAGUCCAUCUCAGAACUUCCUGCAUUUGCAUCUGUAAGCAGUGAGGAUAUCGGAGGUGAUUUGUUUGCGUCAGCAACACCUUCCUCACAGAAUCAGCAUUACUGGCGAGAUGAGGAGGAUUUGAGUCACUGGCAGUGUGAGUUCAGGGGUCAAAUCAGAGCACUGAGACAAUGGCUGACGUGCAUGGAGAUGAGGCUCCCCCCCCUGAACCCCACGGCCCACAAUCCCAUGGGGACAGAAAUCAAAGAUUUGUUCUCAUUGACCACCAAAGGAGGGGCUUUGUUGGAGGAGAAGGGGGGCAGACUGAGGGGGAAGCACAGGGAGGGUAAAAGGGGCACUUUGCCUAAUAGCCGCCUGGUACAGGAGCAACCUGAGCAGUGUCAGAGCCGGAUUAUGGGUAACCUCAUAAGCCGGCCCAGCUGCCUGGGCCAAAAGUCUAAGCAUGUGAGGUCAGAUGAGGACUUCCUGAAGGAGUGUUACCAACGGAGAAAAGAGUGGCAUCCACCUGAUCAGCAUGCACAGGAUAAAAUCAAGGAAUGCAGGGAGGAGAAAGACAAGGAAACACAAGAAGCGGAUCACAACCAAGAGGAACGAGCUCAUACGCCCAGCUCAUACGUUUCAGACAAACCUCUCCGCAGCUCCCCAGCUUCCACAAUCAGGAGCACCAGUACUUUGGAUCACGCCUGGCAGGGCACCCCUUCUCCCAUAAAAACAUCACGUAACGGCACACUAACAAGGAGGACGGUGCCUCCGGAGUUCACAAGAUCCCCUUUGACUUAUUCUGACAAGACUGCAGCAGAGAAAAGGGCCAGCUUUCAGAGGAGAGAUUCCAGAGAAGGGAGUCCCUGGUCAUGGAAGACUUUGUCAUCAAGGGAAGUAACGGAAGUGACAGAGGUGACCGAGACUAUUGUGACGGAAAUUGUGGAAGUGACGGAGUAUCCAACGGGUGAAAAGGGAGGGGACCCCAUAAUCACAAGAACUGUGCGAGUCCUGAAUGGAGUUGCUGAGGAACUUGCUGAGCUCCAAAGUGAUGGGCAUUCAAGCUCAGACCAAGAUUCAUGUCUGGAUAAAUGGAGGAGCACCAAGUCUCCACUGGCCCUGAGAGACAUCUCUACAGGUACUGAGACGUUCCUCCAAAACCUGGAAGCAUUGCUCACAUGGGUGUGUGAGAUAGAGGAGCUCACAGCAAAUCAGAAACCUCCGUCUUCAGAGGUCAAAGUGGUGAAAGCACAACUUCAGGAACAAAGGCUCCUCCAACGCCUCCUGAAAGACAGAUGGAAAAGUAUGGAUACUAUGUUGUCCGAGGGUCCUCGGCUAGUGGAGGCCCACCCAGGGGAAGAGGGGGAGCAGGCAAAGGUCAAGCUCUCUGCUCUCAAACACAAGUGGGAGUCAUUACAGCAAGUGGCGGAGCAAAGGAGGGUCAGUCUGGAGUGCAUCCUACCCAGAGCCCAGCAUUUCCAGGAAGGUGCAGACAAUUUGCAGCUGUGGCUCAUAUCUGUGGAGCAGGUCCUUGCUGAACUACGUAAUGCAGAAAGAGUGAUGCUGCAUCUCUCAGAGGUCACGGAGAGGGCAAAGGCUAUCGCCGAUGAGAUUCAGGUUAAAACCGCUGAGCUCGGAAAGCUCCAGAACACAGGUCGUGAUCUCAUGGAGGUGAUUUCAGAGGAGGAAGGUCGCCAGGUGCAGGAGAAGUUAGAUGGCCUUCGUAUCCGAUGCUCUGUGCUAAAUCUGAGCAGCCUGGAUGUACUCCAAAGAUUGGAACAAGCCCUGGAGGCCUCCAGUCGCUGUACAUCCAGCCAGGAGGACCUCCACCUGUGGCUGGGCCGCAUCGAGAGAGAGCUUCUGGGUUCCUCUGGGGCACAGACGCACGCAGGAGAUGCAGUACUAUGCACAGCGGAAAGACAGAGGCUAGAACAGGCUGUGGUGAAAGAGGUGACUUGGUUCAAGGACACAGCACAAAGACUUGAAAGGCUGAAAACUGUUCUUCUGGAUCCACUACUCAUAUCGGAUCAACUCAAUGAGCAGAAGAUUUUGGCCGUGGAGAUUCUCCAACACAGGUUCAACAUUGAGAAGAUGGUUAAAAUUGCUGAAAUCUUGCACACUUACAGCGAUGAAGGAGAGGCAACCAAUCUGCAGACACCAUUAGAUGCCUUACAGGAGCAAUGCUACACCACCUCUGCCACUAAUUCCCAUGUGGUUCUCCAGCUUGAGCAUGCUCAGUCACUUCUUGUCCAAUUCUCAGAGGGCCAUGCUGAGGUUUCACCCUGGCUGGAGGAAACACAAGGUCUCAUUGGGCAGCUCUCCCUCAACACGAUUAGCUACGAAGCAUUCCGUGAACAACAAGACCUUUUACAGGGUCUGAGGGAGUCGAUAGCAGAGCAUAGACCCUUGAUCUCACGCCUGUGGUCCUUGGCGAAACGCCUGUCGGAGCUUAAUCCAAUUCAAGGAGAGGAAUUUUGUCGUCUGGCAACCGAGGCUGAGGAGCGGCACCAAGCCAUCAGAAAUCGUGUCAGGGAGACUGCCAGUUUUCUGGAAGAGUCUUUACCCAGAUUCACUCAGCUGAAUGAGAGAAUGAUACUUCUCAGAGAAAGGCUUGACCGCCUGCUCAGUCACAUCCAAACUCCGACAUCGCUUCAAGGCCUGACACCGAGGAUUCAAGAGCAGCUGCAUGACAACAAGCACACGCUGGCCGAACUUUCCAAGUUGGAGCUCAGCUUCAGCAGUGUCAAGUCGCAGGCCGACGACUUGCUUGCAAACACACAAGCAACUGGGGAUACAUCCAUUGGCACAGCAAUCCAGGAGCAAGUGUCCACCAUUUCUCAGUUGUUGUCUGAGACACUCAGUGAGGUUCAGGAAAGGGAAAGAUGGCUACUGAAACUGCUCGACCUUUCCAUUAAGUUUUGGAAUGGCAUUGCCGACGUCACAUCAGCUCUUAACGAUGCUCAGCAGGCAGUUUUGGAUCUCAACACAAGCCAGACGGACACUGAAACAAUUCGCCAGAGCCUGGAGACCAUGCAGACCCUCAGGGAGGAUAUUGACAUUUUACAAGGGGACCUGGACACUCUUGGUGUUCAUGGAAUGGACCUGAUGUCAGCAUGCGGGGACACGGACAAACCAGAUGUCACAAAGAGUCUGGAUGAACUUUAUUGUGUGUGGAACAACUUGAGCAAACUGUGGAAUGACUGUCACAAGAAGCUGGAGGAGUCAUUGCAGAUGGCUUUACGUUAUCAAGACACUAUGCAGGGACUUUUUGAGUGGCUGAAAUCCGCAGAACUGAGGUCCACUGAAGAGUUCAUGGUUGGAACUGACCUUGAAUCAGUGAAAGACCAGCUCCGUGAUCUCAAGGAAUUUAAACGCGAGCUUUACCAGAAGAAGAUUGAAAUAGAAAGCCAAAACCAUGGCUUUGUGUGUCGACUGUCUCCAGGCUCAGAACGGCCAUGCUCAGUCUCACCGCUGUGCGACUUUCGACAGCGUUGGGACAGUUUGGAGUCAGAGACUGUCAACAGACAGCAUCAACUGGAGUGUGCACUACUGGGUCUGGGUCAGUUUCAGAACGCAUUGGAUGAGCUGGAUGCAUGGCUUGCCCGUACUGCUGAACAACUGCAGGGCAAGCAGCCAAUCAGCAUUGACCUACAGGCCUGUGAAAUAGAACUGGCCAAACAUAAGGUCUUGCGUAAUGAUGUCAUGUCCCAUGUACGCACUGUGGAGUCCCUGAACCAGGCCGGUAAGGAGUUGCUGGAGGUUGGUCCUGGGGACUGUGCACAUGGUUUGCAGUCUCGGCUAGAGAAACUCAAUGAAACCUGGGAGUUUGUUCGCUGUGAGACUGAACGUUGUCAGCUGGAAUUAGAAAACAGACUAAGUCAGGUGCAAGAUAUUACAUUGGAGAUUCAGGACCUCCUGCAGUGGCUGGACAGCACAGAUAUCAGAUUGUCAUCCUCCAUAAGCAUGUCGGGUAUGCCAGACUCUGCUGCUGAGAGACUUAAUGCUCAUGUUGAGUUGUGCAAUGAGAUGGAGUCAAAGCUUCACACGUACACAAAUAUGAAAAAUGCCAUCUACAGAAUGCUGGAAGACAGUAACGUUGUGCGGGGAUCAAAUACAGAGCACAGCCUGUCAAUUCUGGAACAAAGGUGGACUUCUGUAUACAGCAAAGUUCAGGAGCGAAAGGCAAAGCUUACAAAAGGUUUGAGUCUGGCCAAGGAAUUCCACAGUAACGUCCAGGACCUUCUCACGAAGAUGACUAAGUGUGAGGAGUCUAUUGGGAUCCUUCCAACUCCCAGCUUUGUUCUGGAGACUGUUUGUAAUCAAUUGCAGGAUCACAGAACACUGGUGGAUGAAGUAAAUGGUUACGGAGAGAAGAAAACCACAGUGGAGAAUGCCGGCAGUAGACUUGCAUCGCUUAGCAGGAAAGAAGACUGUGAUAUGAUCCAUAACCUCAUCAUGACCAUCCAGGAUCGACACAAAAGACUACAACAGUGUAUUUCCGAGAGAGGCAAGAUGCUGGAUGAGGUCAAAAAGAAUGCCAAACAGUUUAACAAAUCCUGGCAUAUCCUGGUGGAAUGGAUGACAGAGGUAGAAGAGACAUUAGACACGCAUAAAGAGAUUGCACCAUCACAUGAGGAGAUUAAACAACAACUAACUGAGCAGAAGGAGUUCCAGAAACUGCUGAGAUCCAAGAGGCCCAUGUAUGACGCCACGCUGAAGAGUGGCCGCAACCUUCACGACAGAGCUCAAAGCAGCCAUGACAGACAACACUUGAAAAACCUUCUGGCUGAACUCAAAGACACAUGGGACACAGUCAGUGCAAAGUCUAUGGAGAGACAACAUAAACUGGAGGAAGCUUUGCUGUUCUCAGGGCGAUUCACUGAUGCUCUUCAGGCGCUGAAUGACUGGCUGUAUAGAGCUGAGCCUCACCUUGCCGAGGAUGUUCCUGUCAGUGGAGACAAAGACAUGGUCAACAAUCUGAUCGACACACACAAGGCAUUCCAAAAGGAACUGGGGAAGCGGGCCGGAUGCAUCAAGACCCUAAAGCGCUCAGUCAGGGAUCUGACCAGGAGCAGUACAGCUGAUGCACACUGGCUGCAGGAGCAGAUGGAUGAACUGGAAGCCCGUUGGGAGGUGGUGUGCAUGCUGUCUGUCAGCAAGCAAGACAGACUGGAGGUUGCACUUCAGCAGGCUGAGAAAUUUGAUGGCCUUGUCCACUCUUUCAUGGAGCGCCUUACUGAAGCAGAGAGGAUAUUAAAAUAUGGGGUCAUACCAGAAGAGGAAGAGAGUCUGCUUGCCUUCCGCAAACAACAUGAGGAGUCAGUGGUUACUUUACAGGCUCAUGCUAUGGAGUUGGAAAACAUCCAGUGUCUAGGCGAAGAGAUCCUCUCAUCCUGUCACCCAGACUCUGUAAUCACCCUCAAGUCUUGGAUGGGUGUCACCAAAACCCGCUAUGACGAGGUUCUGACAUGGGCCCAGCAACAGGACUUAAGGAUCCAGACCAGUUUAGCAUCGCUAGAGGCAGAGAGAGUGGAAGUCCAGAGGCUGUUGGAGUGGAUAUCUUCAGCACAAGAAGCUCUCAACAUCAGAGAUGAAGAGCCUUUGCCUGAAAACACGGAACAGAAUCAAGAACUCAUUGAGCAGCAUGCUGUAUUCAUGGAGCAGUUAAAUAUAAAGUUCCCAGAGGUGGAAAAUGCAACAAAGUCCUGCAAACAUAAGAAUGUUUCUAAACAGCAAGUGUCCCCCAUCAAACGGCCACUCACAAAGAGGAGGAGCACAAUGAAACUGCAGCCUUUGGCACCACUCCCAUUGGGGCACCUUGACCCCCAGACACCACAACUCAGUCAACUGGUCAGUCAGUGGCAGAAACUUUGGCUCCUGUCGCUGGCGAGACAAAAACAUUUGGAACAACACCAGCAAACACUGAAAGAGAUGGAAGAAUUUGCCAACUUUGACUUUAACAUUUGGCGAAAACGCUACAUGCAGUGGAUCAGCCAUCUGAAGUCUCGGAUCUUAGAUGUGUUCCGCAACAUCGACAAAGAUCAAGAUGGACGUAUCAGUCAGAAGGAGUUCAUCGACUACGUACUUGCUUCUAAAUUCCCUACCAACUCUUUAGAGAUGAAUGCAGUGGCAAACAUCUUUGACAUGAAUAGUGACGGCUUCAUUGAUUACUAUGAGUUUGUGAGUGCACUGCACCCAAGCAGAGAUCCCUACAGGAAAACUCUGGAUGCAGAUCAAAUCAAUGAAGAGGUGAGCCGUCAGGUAUCGCAGUGUAACUGUCCCAAGAGGUUCCAAGUGGAGCAGAUCAGUGCCAAUAGAUACAGGUUUGGAGAUUCCCAGCAGCUGCGGAUGGUUCGGAUCCUGCGGAGCACGCUGAUGGUCAGAGUGGGAGGAGGUUGGACUGCUCUGGAUGAGUUCUUGGUGAAGAAUGAUCCCUGCAGAGUAAAAGGUCGGACCAAUCUGAAGAUCAAGGAGAAGUAUUUGUCUCCAACAGGAAGCACCUCUAAAGGUUUGACUGUCAGCAGGUCUAAUUCAAGCCUCAGUCUGUACAGCAGUGCUUCUGCCCCCACCAGCCCCAUGACACGCAAGGCUUUACUUCGCCGAAGCUUCUCAGGCGACCGCUGCAUUCGUCCAAGGAGUUCCAUCGCUGCUUUGGGAUCUGAACUCCAGUUUGUCUCAACAGAGGGAGACAACUCUCUAUCACCAUCAGAGGAAGCUGAGAGGCUGCUCCCCACAUGAUUGCCUUUGCCUCGGAGGUCUAUGUGUUUUCUAAACCCAAACAACCCCACGGCCCUGAGACUCAGUGAUAAGUCGAAGUACAGUGACUGAGAGGCCAAAAAAGCAAAAACAAAAGCAUACCCAGAAGAGAAAGUGCUAUGGAGGUCAAGAUGCAGAAAUAUUUGCACUUUUGGGAUGCCUGUGUGAAAAUAAAGACAUUGACACGGUCCCUCCAGGUGUGAAUCAAUAUAUUUUAUACUUCCUGUUCCAAUUAUCACAGUAGAAUUGCAUUGCAUAGAGAAUAGUUGUGUAUGCAUGGAAUCUUAAUGCAUGGUAGCCCGAGCCUUGCAAUAUUAUAAUGUGCCAACUUCUAAUUGGCUGUUUUACUUUAAAGCAGACAUCGAUGCUUAGUCAUGGAUGUUAAUAUUUGUACAUAUUUGUGUUUCAAAAACACAAUUACCCAAACAAAUUAGCAUGCAAGGCUACAGUGUGUUGGUCAUGAACUGUGUGAUGUUAUUUAGUGUUUGCCAUAAAGAUGAUGUGUUUGGCAGGGCCACACUGUUGUGUCUAUUUUUAUUUUUUUACAGUCUUGCAAUGUUAGGAUGUUUUAAACAGUGAAAUUGUGUACUGAACAAUGCAUUGAUGGUUGACUGGCCGUUGUUGAUUUAUAGAGAUUAUUUUCUCAGGAUUGUUUUUGCCUUUGGAUGUACUGUAUUUUUUAUAUGCUAUGAAAAUAUGCUGUACAUGUGCUUUUUCAUUUUUACUCCAGUCGUGUUUUCAUUUUUUUGUCUAUUUCAAAAGCACUUUCUGUGUCAGACUAUAUUGGAUUAUCAAACAGGAAAUUUGGCGGUUGUCAAGUACAUGUUAAAAUGCCAAACAAUAUUUUUGUGUCAAUUUUACAGAUUUAUACUGGGACAUUGCAAAAGUUACAAAUGGGCAUUCAUCUGUUUUUUUUGCCUAUUCAGUAUCUUCUACCAAAAGUGUCUGUCUUGAUGUUUUUACUUGCUAUUCUUCCUUUAACGUGUCUUCACAGACACCCCCAUACGUUAGACAUGUGAGCCAUCACCCUGUUUUACCCUGAGGCAACAGAAAUUGCCAUGUUCAUCAGUCAAAUGCUUGACUUUUUAAGGCAGCUAAAAUGCAAAAUAUUUGGUAGGUUUUUCUACAUUAGACAUUAUGAUCACGAUGACACAAUUUGCAAACACUCUUUCAAAAAUGUUCAUUAUAUGGUGAAAUAUACCCCAACAUUUUAACUCUUACUAUGCACCCCAAACUUUCUGUACUGUCACUAAUCAUUUUGUGCCUACCUGUACAUAUGUAUACAUGUUUUG